AUGAAGAACUUUGGCACCCUCGCAGCUUUCGCUGCCGGCGCACAAGCCCUAGUUGCUCGUGAUGAUAGCUGCUGCUUCCAUCUUGAUGCUUCUGGUGAUAUGACUGGCUCCGUUGGCCAACUGAGUGAUGGCCAGAACCGUAUCGGUGAUAGUAGCUUGUCUCCCGCAGAGUUUUGCAUUAGCCCCGACGGCACCAUUACUGAUGGCAAUGGCCGAGGCUGUAUCCUGACCCCCCCAACCACCCAGCUCCAGUGUGAUGUUGGUGCCACUCCCACCCCAGGCUUCUCCGUCAACCCUUCUGGAAUGCUGGAGUUCAACGGCAACCCAGACUUUAUUGCCUGCGAGACCGGUCAGAAUGGAGGUUUGAACAUCUACACCACCGAUAGCUCCGAUCUCAGCAAGUGCAGCAAGAUCAUGCUGAAUGCCGAUUCCUGCGCUGCUCCUGCUGCACCUGCUCCUGCCCCGUCGACUGGCAACAACUGCCCUACCACUUUGACCUCAGGCAACUUUGAGUUCCCUCACUUGAUUGUCCCCAUCGACUCCAAAUCCCCCGAUCAGGCAUUCGGCACCCAGUUCAACGGCACUGUGACGUCGACUACCUCAAGCAUCUUUAACUUUGAUAUUCCUCAGUCUGACUCUGGCAAGACUUGCAGCCUGGUCUUCCUCUUCCCCGAACAGAAGGAUCUUGUUACCUCGGCUUUCAGCUUCAGCGGGGAUGGAAAGAUUGACGUUGCUAAGCUCUCCAAGCCUGCCGAUUCCAAGACCACAUUCAACAACGCCCCUUCAGUUGAUCAUGAUCUUGGCGAUAUCACUGUCUCGCCUGGCAACUCUGUUGUUGUUUCAACCUUCUCGUGCCCUGCUGGCGAUGCUGUUGCCUACGAGCUGAAGAACGCUGGUAGCACUGACCUCGACUUCUUCCAGGACUUUAAUCCCUCCCCUAUCGGUCUUUUCAUUACUGUCUGUUAA
Messenger RNA from Penicillium nucicola, 966 nucleotides. RefSeq lists its product as uncharacterized. The coding region runs from base 1 to 966 and encodes 321 amino acids. The transcript has 3 exons. The record is from RefSeq and is a predicted model, not a curated record. Lineage: Eukaryota; Fungi; Ascomycota; Eurotiomycetes; Eurotiales; Aspergillaceae.